AUGACUGACUUCCCCCAGCCAACAAGUCCUACGGCCAGACAAUCUGGCCUCACAUCAAAGGCUAAAAGAUCCCCAAGCGCUAACCUAACGUCGAUAAGGGCAAUCCCCCCCUCAACAAACCCAAUAAUCAUCAGCGGACCCUCGGGCGUCGGAAAGGGAACCCUCUACACCCGACUCCUAACCAACCACCCAUCCCUCUUCACAACGUCAAUCUCGCACACGACGCGCGCGCCGCGUCCAGGAGAGAAGUGCAAUGUCGAUUAUUAUUUCGUGCCGAUGGUCGAAUUCGAAGCUAUGAUUGCGCAUGGGGAUUUUGUUGAGCAUGCGAAGUUUGGCGGGAAUCGAUAUGGGACGUCUCGGAAGAUGAUUGAGGAGAAGAGGGCGGAGGGGAAAAUUGUUGUGUUGGAUAUUGAGAUGGAGGGUGUUAAACAGAUUCAUUCUUUGAGUCCGCCGUUUCCUGCUCGUUAUGUGUUUAUUUCUCCACCGUCUACUGCGGAAUUGUCUCCGUAUCAGGUGUUGGAGAAGAGACUUAGGGGGAGGGGUACAGAGAAGGAAGAAUCGAUACAGAAGCGUUUGGAACAGGCAAAGCUGGAAUUGGAAUAUUCGAAAAAAGAGGGGGUUCAUGAUAAGAUUAUUGUGAAUGAUGAUUUGGAGGUGGCAUAUAAGGAUUUGGAGGAGUAUAUUUUUGGAAAGGUGGGAAAGGCUGCAGAUGCAAGUGAGGCAGGAGUUAGUGUUCUGGAUUGA
Molecule: messenger RNA, 744 nt
Organism: Sclerotinia borealis F-4128
Lineage: Eukaryota; Fungi; Ascomycota; Leotiomycetes; Helotiales; Sclerotiniaceae
Source: the annotation of a GenBank genome assembly